AUGGUUGCAAAGAACAUUCUUUUCACGCUCGCGUGCGCUGCUGCAGUCGCUGCAACUCCCGCUCCGUCAAAGGACAAGCCUCCCAAGGUCCCCAAGGAGUGUGCUACUUUCGACUAUGAAAAGCUCAGCCUUCGUGAGGUUGGUGCCAGGAACACUCUUGACUGGCGUAUCUGGCUCGAGCUGAACGGAGAGGUCAUCUCCUUCUGGCACGAUGUUCCCAUCUACCCCGACGAGAAGAACAAAAACGUCGUUUCCAUGGUCGUCGAGAUCCCCCGCUGGACAGACGCGAAGAUUGAGACUCGUCGCCCAGAGCCUUUCAACCCGAUUUUCCACGACGACAAGAAGGAGAAGCCUCGUUUCGUCGAGAGCGUCUGGCCCCACAAGAGCUACCCCUUCUUGUACGGCUCGAUCCCCCAGACCUGGGAGAAUCCCAACGUGAAGCACAACUUCACCAACUUCGUCGGCGACAAGGACCCCAUGGACGUCAUCGAUAUCAGCGAGACCAACGGAUACGUUGGCCAGGUUAGGAAGGUCAAGGUGCUCGGCGGCAUCGCCAUGGCCGACAGCGAGGAGACGGACUGGAAGGUCCUCGCCAUUGACGUGAACGACCCUCUCGCUCCCCUCGUCAACGACUUCAAGGACCUCGAGAAGUACCGUCCCAACCUGACUCAGCAGGUCUACGACUGGUUCACCUACUACAAGGUGCCCCGCGGAGACCCCGUCAACCCCAUCAUCGGCGACAAAUGGCAAGACGCCAGCUUCAUCGUCGAGACCAUCGAGGAGAGCAACAGGUACUGGCAGGAUCUCGUCAGCGGAAAGGAGGACCCAGGAAAGAUCAGGAUCGAGCAGACCAGCAACCCUGACCUCAAGAGCUGGGUGAGCUGCAAGGACGCACACAAGAAGUACGACGUCCCCAAGAAGAGCAAGGUCAAGGACGCGGCUCCCAGGCCCGAGCAGUACGACCACUGGUACUACCUCGAUGCAAACAAGAACUUGAUCCAGCUCCCGGCUAGCUCGUAG
This is a messenger RNA of Aaosphaeria arxii CBS 175.79, 1020 nucleotides long. Its product is annotated as inorganic pyrophosphatase. Gene Ontology annotation, cellular component: nucleus; cytoplasm. The transcript is spliced from 2 exons. Gene Ontology annotation, biological process: phosphate-containing compound metabolic process. The record is from RefSeq and is a predicted model, not a curated record. Bases 1 to 1020 code for a protein of 339 amino acids. Gene Ontology annotation, molecular function: inorganic diphosphate phosphatase activity; magnesium ion binding. Lineage: Eukaryota; Fungi; Ascomycota; Dothideomycetes; Pleosporales.